AUGGUAACUGAGAAGAGCAAAAAGCCAAAGAGUAAAACAGCGGUAAAAAGACGCAAGGAUCCAAAUGCACCGAAGAAGCCCAUGUCUGGGUAUUUCAUUUUUGGGCAAGAGCAAAGAAAAAAGAAUGAGGAACUGAGUAAACUCCCUGUUGCAGAGCAAGGAAGAGCUAUUUCUGAGAUGUGGAAGAAGCUAACUGAUGAAGAAAGAGAAGAAUACAAUAAGAUAUCGAAUAAAGAGAGAGAAUUGUACCAAGCAAAGGUUGAGGAGUAUAAGAAAAGUGCAGAGUACCAUGAGUAUCUUGAAAAGGUUGCGGCUGAUGAGGAGGCAGCAGGAAAGAAGAAAAAGGGAGUCAAAAAAGUAACUGGAUACAAUGAGUUCUUCAAGGCUGUACGCAAAGCUGUUUCUGAGGAGAAUCCGAACUUCACGAUGAUGGAGACCACAUCUGCAGUUGCAAAGAGGUGGAAGGAGCUUAGUGAUGACGAGAAGGCGGUGUAUAACAAGAUCGCUGAAGAAAAGAAUGUGAAGGCAGGCCUGGUUGGAAGGUAA
This is a messenger RNA of Encephalitozoon hellem ATCC 50504, 546 nucleotides long. Its product is annotated as HMG domain-containing chromatin-associated protein. NCBI's taxonomy places the organism in Eukaryota, Fungi, Microsporidia, Unikaryonidae. The coding region runs from base 1 to 546 and encodes 181 amino acids. The transcript has a single exon. The record is from RefSeq and is a predicted model, not a curated record.